Messenger RNA from Pelmatolapia mariae (spotted tilapia), 2264 nucleotides. RefSeq names its product polo-like kinase 2b (Drosophila) (gene plk2b). The transcript has 14 exons. Gene Ontology annotation, biological process: mitotic spindle organization; protein phosphorylation. Gene Ontology annotation, cellular component: kinetochore; centrosome; nucleus. The coding region runs from base 16 to 2013 and encodes 665 amino acids. The record is from RefSeq and is a predicted model, not a curated record. NCBI's taxonomy places the organism in Eukaryota, Metazoa, Chordata, Actinopteri, Cichliformes, Cichlidae. Gene Ontology annotation, molecular function: protein serine/threonine kinase activity; protein binding; ATP binding.
ACAGACCUAUAACUAAUGGAAGUACAGAGAAGCGCCGGGCCCCAACAGACAAACGGCAGCACCAUGUGUGAAUCCACGCAGAGGUCCUGCGAGCCUCGCCGAAAGAAAAUGGAUGAGCGCAGUGCACCCUCAGAAAUGGCCAGGAUAAUCACUGAUCCUGCCACGGGGAAGUGCUACUGCCGUGGAAAAGUUUUGGGAAAGGGAGGAUUUGCUAAAUGUUAUGAGAUGACCGACCUUUCCACCAGCAAAGUUUACGCAGCCAAAAUCAUCCCUCAUGCGCGCGUCUCCAAACCUCACCAACGGGAGAAGAUUGACAGAGAAAUUGAGCUGCACAGAUUGCUACACCAUAAACACAUCGUGCAUUUUUAUCACCAUUUUGAGGACAAGGAGAACAUCUACAUCCUGCUGGAGUACUGCAGCAGGAAAUCAUUAGCCCAUAUCCUGAAGGUCCGCAAAGUACUUACUGAGCCAGAGGUGCGUUAUUACCUGAGACAGAUUGUGUCUGGACUGAAGUACCUGCAUGAACAAGAAAUCCUUCACAGAGACCUGAAACUUGGUAACUUUUUUGUGAACGAGACGAUGGAGCUGAAGGUCGGGGACUUUGGUCUGGCUGCCAAGUUGGAGCCAGCGGGAAACAGGAGGAAGACGAUCUGCGGGACUCCCAACUACCUGUCCCCUGAGGUUCUCAACAAGCAGGGCCACGGCUGUGAAUCAGACAUCUGGGCCUUAGGCUGUGUAAUGUACACUAUGCUGCUGGGCAGACCUCCUUUCGAAACCACCAACCUGAAGGAGACAUACAGGUGUAUUAGAGAAGCCCGCUACUCCCUCCCCUCGUCCCUGUCACCACAGGCUAAGCAGCUAAUCGCCAGCCUGCUUGCCAAGAUGCCAGAGGACAGGCCCAACCUGGACCACAUUUUGAGGCAUGACUUCUUCACACAGAUGACCCACUUUGGUUCUUCACAGGGCUUCAGUCCAGAACGUCUGCCUGCUAGCUGCUGCCAUUCAGCACCAGAUUUCCACAUCUCUAGCCCUGCCAAGAGUUUCUUCAAGAAAGCUGCUGCUGCUCUGUUUGGUGGGAAGAGGGACAAGGUCAAGUACUACGAGACUCUGAAUAAGUUAACCAAAGAGGAAGAGGAGAUCUACAAGUUGCAGCAUGACUUGGAGAGAACUGCCAUCAGCCAACAGCACAGCAAAAAGGUGUCUGAGAAUGGAAGUCUACUUCCGCCAUCUGCCGAGAGCCCCGUUGCCCCGGCAACAGAGAGCCAGUCCCCGACGACGCAAGACACCAUCCGUCUGAUCGUCAGGGGGAGUCUGGGAAGCUGCAGCAGCAGUAGUGAAUGCCUGGAAGACAGCACGACAGGGAGUGUGGCUGAGACUGUUGCAAGUGUGCUGAGGGGGUGUCUGGAGAAUAUGCCUAAAGCCAGUGACAUUCCUCAGGGCUCAACCAGCUGCAGUCUUCAAUGGGUGACUAAAUGGGUGGAUUACUCCAACAAGUACGGUUUUGGAUACCAGUUAUCUGAUCACACCGUGGGAGUUCUCUUCAACAAUGGCACUCACAUGAGCCUCCUACCCGACCGAAAGACCAUCCAUUACUAUGCAGAGCUAGGCCAGCGCUCCGUCUUUCCCACCUGUGAGGUUCCUGAACACUUUGUCGGGCAGGUCACUGUGCUUAAGUACUUCUCCCAUUACAUGGAGGAAAACCUCAUGGAUGGCGGGGACCUUGGCACUAUAACAGACUCACACAUGCCCAGACUUUACCUGCUGCAGUGGCUCAAGUCAGACCGCGCCCUCAUGAUGCUGUUUAAUGACGGCACUUUCCAGGUCAACUUUUACCACGAUCACACCAAGAUCAUCCUGUGUUGCCAGAGGGACGAGUACAUGCUGACAUACAUUAACGAAGACCGCGUCUCCAAAACCUUCAAACUCAGCUCCCUGUUGAAGUCUGGCUGCCCUACUGACCUGCGGGAGCGCAUGGUGUAUUCCCUCAACAUGCUUCUGCAGAGAUGCAGCUAAACCCACACAGAGCGUGUGCUGGACAGACGAGCAAACCUACCGAACGUGUUACUGCGGUGGAAUGAGGAUGCCGAAAGAAUCCGUGGAAGACGAGUGGAUUUCAAGAAUGGAUUUGAGCAGAGUAAAUUAAUCCAGCUGUGCGGUGUCAUAAUCACUCGGGCACCAGUGCGAGGUGUGGAAAAAAAAUAAAAAAAGCAAGAGACUGAAAGACUGAGAAACUGAAAUGUAGCACAAUAACUGUGGAUGGAAAA